Molecule: messenger RNA, 1695 nt
Organism: Physella acuta
Lineage: Eukaryota; Metazoa; Mollusca; Gastropoda; Physidae
Product: GTPase IMAP family member 9
Molecular function (GO): GTP binding
Source: RefSeq, a predicted model, not a curated record
GCUUCGCUGAUUUCCGCCAUUUUCUAAAAUUCAUUUUCAUGGCAAUGGUUUAUUAAACUACACAAAAACAUAGGCUAAUAGCAGAUAAUACAUUCCACACGUAUGAAUUGUAUAACAUAGCUGCCUUGUAAACAGGAAACGCCCAUGGCUUACGCUAAAAAUCAAUGCAGUAAUAUUGAUCUGCUUCUCAUUGGGAAAACCGGAAAUGGCAAAAGCGCCACCGGAAACGCAAUUCUUCGACGGAGGGUGUUCAAGUCGGUACCUAGUCCAAACUCUGUAACAAAACACAUUCAGAUGGAUUACUCCAACUUUAACGGUCGUGUCAUCAAGGUGGUAGACGGACCAGGUGUUGGGGACACUGACCUCAACCAAGAAAACGGCGUACAGCUUGUUCUGGACACCAUGAAAUUUGCUAUCGCGGCCAACCCAGAGGGCUACCACGCUUUUCUACUGGUUGUCCGGUUUGGGGGCAGGUUCACAGAGGAGGACAGGCAGACCAUCCGUGUACUGAAGGCUUGCUUUGGUGACGACUUUGUGUCCAAGUUUUGUAUCCUGGUGGUGACGUGUGGGGACAACUUUGAUCCGGAGGAAACGGAAACAAAUUCUUUUGACGAGUGGUGGCGCCUGCAGACUGGGGUGUUCAGAGAACUGGUCAAGGAAUGUGGACACAGGGUUGUCCUGUUUGAUAACAAGACAAAAGAUGAAAACAAGUUGAAUUACCAGCAGAGUAUCCUUAUCCAAAUGGUUGAUGGGUUAAGUGCCCUUGGUAUAAGAUAUUCUGACGAUCAUUUUAAAUUGGCUCAAGUCACCCGAAACCGCCAUCUUUUAGAGUCUAAGCUACCCAUGAUCCGUGAAGACAGUAUGAGAGAGACGAGCCUCAUCAUCCAACAGCUGGCAAAGAUCCAGCUUGAUGAACCAGAGAAACAGCUGGCAGACCUGCAUGAGCUGAAGAAACGCGCUGAUGUCUUGCUCAAAUCUAUCCAAGAAAACGACAAAGGAACCGGUGCUCUAAGCGCAUUGAUUAAAAAUGCCAGACACAUUGUGAGCUGUGUGGAGGACCAAAUCACCAACACCAAGACCGCCGUAGAACUCAACGAGAAACGGAAACAGCAAGCGGCGGAGAUGGAGAGGAUGAACAUUGAAAGGGAACAGCGACAAAAGGAACUUGACGAGGAACAUCGCCUGGAACUGGAAGAUAAAAUCCAACGGAUGGAAAUAGAACAUCAGGAGUAUAAGACCAGGAUGGAAUCUAUGGUGACCGGCCUGAAGUCAGAGUCACAGAAACUGCAGCAGGAGUACACCAAGGUCAGGGACAACCAGACGUGGGAGAUGGUCAAAUGUGUCGGUGCUGCUGUUGGCAAAACGUUUGAGGAGCACAUCCUCCCUGUCAUCGUGGAUGGGAUUAAGAGCUACAUGCACGGCAAGCUACAUGCACAGGUCAAGAAAUACCUAGAGGCUAAGAAAUCUGACAGCGAUGACGAUAAUGAUAACAAAUCAAAGGGCAAUCCAAAACUACGGGAACUUUAGGUUCACUUCCUGUACUAAUUGUUGUAAUUCUUUUAUGACAUGUAGUAUGAUUUUCACAUGUUUUAUUAUGUUGUGAUCAUUUCUUAUCAUCUAUUGCAAUUUUUGAAAAUUUCUGAAUGUUGUUUAAAAAAGGGCACUCAGACAUCAGGUCUGGAUUUAGAUUUGAUA